Messenger RNA from Sorex araneus (European shrew), 5207 nucleotides. RefSeq names its product TBC1 domain family member 9 (gene TBC1D9). The record is from RefSeq and is a predicted model, not a curated record. Gene Ontology annotation, molecular function: calcium ion binding. The coding region runs from base 115 to 3888 and encodes 1257 amino acids. Lineage: Eukaryota; Metazoa; Chordata; Mammalia; Eulipotyphla; Soricidae. The transcript is spliced from 21 exons.
GCGGGCUCGCGGGGACCAUGGGGCGCGCCGGGCACCGCGCCGGGCCCCGCUGCUGAAGGCGCCCGAGCCGCCCCGCGCCGCGCCCCUGUGCGGCGGCCCGCGGCGCCCGGCGACAUGUGGGUGAACCCCGAGGAGGUGCUGCUGGCCAACGCGCUGUGGGUGACCGAGCGCGCCAACCCCUACUUCAUCCUGCAGCGGAGGAAGGGGCACUCGGGCGACGGCGGCGGCGGCGGGGGGCUGGCGGGGCUCCUGGUGGGGACUCUCGAUGUCGUGCUGGACUCCAGUGCCCGGGCCGCCCCGUACCGGAUCCUCUACCAGACCCCGGACUCCCUGGUCUACUGGACCAUCGCCUGCGGGGGCUCCCGGAAGGAGAUCACAGAGCACUGGGAGUGGCUGGAGCAGAACCUCCUGCAGACUCUGUCCAUCUUCGAGAAUGAGAACGACGUCACCACCUUCGUGAGGGGCAAGAUACAGGGUAUCAUCGCCGAGUAUAACAAGAUCAACGACGUGAAGGAGGACGAUGACACGGAGAAGUUCAAGGAAGCCAUCGUGAAGUUCCACCGGCUCUUCGGGAUGCCCGAGGAGGAGAAGCUCGUCAACUACUAUUCCUGCAGCUACUGGAAGGGCCGGGUGCCCCGGCAGGGCUGGAUGUACCUCAGCAUCAACCACCUCUGCUUCUACUCCUUCCUGAUGGGGAGGGAAGCCAAGCUGGUGGUGCGCUGGGUGGACAUCACACAGCUGGAGAAGAACGCCACGCUGCUCCUGCCGGACGGAGUGCGGGUGAGCACGCGCUCCAGCGAGCACUUCUUCUCCGUCUUCCUCAACAUCAGCGAGACCUUCCAGCUGAUGGAGCAGCUGGCCAACAUCGCCAUGCGGCAGCUGCUGGACAACGAGGGCUUCGAGCAGGACCGCUCGCUGCCCAAGCUGAAGAGGAAGUCUCCCAAGAAAGUGUCGGCGCUGAAGCGGGACCUGGACGCCCGGGCCAAGAGCGAGCGCUACCGCGCCCUGUUCCGGCUGCCCAAGGACGAGAAGCUGGACGGCCACACGGACUGCACCCUCUGGACGCCCUUCAACAAGAUGCACAUCCUGGGCCAGAUGUUCGUGUCCACCAACUACAUCUGCUUCACCAGCAAGGAGGAGCAGCUGUGCAGCCUCAUCAUCCCGCUGCGCGAGGUGACCAUCGUGGAGAAGGCGGACAGCUCCAGCGUGCUCCCCAGCCCCUUGUCCAUCAGCACCCGGAACCGGAUGACCUUCCUGUUCGCCAACCUGAAGGACAGGGACUUCCUGGUGCAGCGCAUCUCGGACUUCCUGCAGCUGACCACCUCCAAGAUCUACUCGGACAGGGAGCUGGCGGGCAGCUGCAACAGCUCCGACGACGAGGUGUACUCGCGGCCCAGCAGCCUCCUGUCCUCCAGCCCGCAGAGGAGCUCAGGGUCCGAGGCCGACGGCGAGCGCCAGUUCAACCUCAACGGCAACAGCGUCCCCACCGCCACGCAGGCCCUGAUGACCAUGUACCGGCGCCGGUCCCCCGAGGAGUUCAACCCCAAGCUGGCCAAGGAGUUCCUGAAGGAGCAGGCGUGGAAGAUCCACUUCGCCGAGUACGGCCAGGGCAUCUGCAUGUACCGCACGGAGAAGACGCGGGAGCUGGUGCUGCGGGGCGUCCCGGAGAGCAUGCGGGGGGACCUCUGGCUGCUGCUGUCAGGGGCCAUCAACGAGAAGGCCACGCACCCGGGCUACUACGAGGACCUGGUGGAGCGGUCCAUGGGCAAGUACAACCUGGCCACGGAGGAGAUCGAGCGGGACCUGCACCGCUCCCUGCCCGAGCACCCCGCCUUCCAGAACGAGAUGGGCAUCGCGGCCCUGCGCAGGGUCCUGACCGCCUACGCCUUCCGCAACCCCAGCAUCGGCUACUGCCAGGCCAUGAACAUCGUGACGUCGGUGCUGCUGCUGUACGCCAAGGAGGAGGAGGCCUUCUGGCUGCUGGUGGCACUGUGCGAGCGCAUGCUGCCCGACUACUACAACACCAGGGUGGUCGGAGCGCUGGUGGACCAGGGCGUGUUCGAGGCGCUGGCCCGGGACCACGUGCCUCAGCUGUACGACUGCAUGCAGGACCUGGGCGUCAUCUCCACCAUCUCGCUGUCCUGGUUCCUCACGCUCUUCCUCAGCGUCAUGCCCUUCGAGAGCGCCGUGGUGGUGGUCGACUGCUUCUUCUACGAGGGCAUCAAGGUCAUCUUCCAGCUGGCCCUGGCCGUGCUGGACGCCAACGUGGACAAGCUGCUCCACUGCAAGGACGACGGGGAGGCCAUGACCGUCCUGGGGAGGUACCUGGACAGUGUGACCAACAAGGACAGCACGCUGCCCCCCAUCCCGCACCUGCACUCCCUGCUCAGCGACGACCUGGAGCCCUACCCCGAGGUGGACAUCUUCCGGCUCGUCAGGACCUCCUACGAGAAAUUUGGAACCAUCCGGGCCGACCUGAUUGAGCAGAUGAGGUUCAAGCAGCGCCUUAAGGUGAUCCAGACGCUGGAGGACACCACCAAGCGCAACGUGGUACGGACCAUUGUGACAGAGACGUCCUUCACCAUCGAUGAGCUGGAGGAGCUCUACGCUCUCUUCAAGGCCGAGCACUUGACCAGCUGCUACUGGGGCGGGGGCAGCGCGGCCGUGGAGCGCCACGACCCCAGCCUGCCCUACCUGGAGCAGUACCGCAUCGACUCGGAGCAGUUCAAGGCCAUGUUCGCGCUCCUCUUCCCGUGGGCCUGCGGCACCCACUCGGACGUGCUGGCCGCCCGCCUCUUCCAGCUGCUGGACGAAAACGGAGACUCUCUGAUCAACUUCAGGGAGUUCGUCGCCGGGCUAAGCGCCGCCUGCCACGGGGACCUCACGGAGAAGCUCAAACUCCUCUACAAAAUGCACGUCCUGCCCGAGCCCUCCUCGGAUCCCGACGAGCCCGAUUCUGCCUUCGAAGCCACGCAGUACUUCUUCGAGGACAUCACCCCCGAGUGCACGCAUGUGGUCGGCCUGGAGAGCAGGAGCAAGCACGGCAUGGACGACGGCUUCGUGACGGUCAGCCUGAAGCCGGACAGAGGGAAAAGAAGCAAUUCUCAAGAAAACCGGAAUUACCUGCGACUGUGGGCUCCGGAUAAUAAAUCUAAAUCGAAGAACGCAAAAGAUUUGCCCAAGUUGAAUCAGGGCCAGUUCAUUGAGCUGUGCAAGACCAUGUACAACCUGUUCAGCGAGGACCCCAACGAGCAGGAGCUGUACCACGCCACGGCGGCCGUGACCAGCCUGCUGCUGGAGAUCGGCGAGGUGGGCAAGCUCUUCGCCAGCCAGCCAGGGGCGCAGGGCAGCAGCGCCGGGGCGCCCCAGGGCCUGCCAGGGGCCAUGCUGUUCCCCAAGAAGGCGGCGGCGGCGGCGGCGGGGCCCGAGCCGGGGCUGGCGGGCGAGGCGGAGGAGGGCUCCCUGGGCGCGCAGAUGGAGGACAUCAAGCUGGAGGACUGCUCGCCCCGGGACCACGGCGCGGGCUCGGCCAUGCUCAUCUCGGACGACGACACCAAGGACGACAGCUCCAUGUCAUCGUACUCCGUGCUGAGCGCCGGCUCCCACGAGGAGGACAAGCUGCAGUGCGAGGACAUCGGGGAGGACACGGUGCUGGUGCGCAGCGGCCAGGGCCCCGCCGGGCUGCCCCGCAGCACCAGCCUGGACCGCGACUGGGCCAUCACCUUCGAGCAGUUCCUGGCCUCGCUGCUCACCGAGCCCGCCCUGGUGCGCUACUUCGACAAGCCCGUGUGCCUCAUGGCCCGCGUGAGCAGCGCCCGGAGCAGCCGCCUGCUGGGCAGGGCGCCCGGCUCGGCCAGCGACUUCGACCUGGCCGCGCUGUCCGGCUGAGCCCGCCCGCCAGCCCUGCCCUCCCGGCCCGGGCCAGGACCCUCCCGGCCUGAGCCCGGGGUGUUUCCCAACAGGAUGCGACGACAACCACGUGAACCCCCCUCUCGGCGGGGCCCCGCCACCCUCUGACCCCCCCCCAAGCCCCCCGCCCUGGGCGGGUGGGGAGGAGGAGGACCCAGAUACAGUUCAACCCCCACACACCAAAUUAUUUAAGGGGACUCCCUCGCUGUUCAGUGGGUGCCACGGCCAGGCCGCAGCCCCCAUGCGCUGGGGCUCGUCUGUCCAAGUGGAGGCCCCUGGGACUGAUGCCACGAGGCCAGAAUGUUCCAGAAAGGCAGAGGGUGGCAGAGGGGGUGGGGUGGGGAAUGCCGGUGCCACCUUUUAGGAGCAUUAAAUUUUUGUUUUGUUUUAAUAUCGGAAAUAAUGUUCCUCCUGCCAAGUUCCGUGCCUGGAGACCGUGGCUGGGAGAUGCUUGUCUCCGCAGGGCAAGUGUCCCAGGCUCUGAAAGGAGGAAGUGCGAGUUUUUUUGUGUGUGCAAUGCCCCAAAUUCAAACUCAUCUGCAUCCCAGGGAUGGUCCCUCUGCGGCAGCAGCUGCGUGCACAGCCUCGGCAGCUCUUCACAGAGCUGCUGGACGCGGGGCCUCCGGGCAGAGAGCUCUGGAUUGGGCCUUUUUUUUUCUUUUCUUUUCUUUUUUUAAGCAGCGAAAGUACCGAUGCUUCCCAAUACGGGGUUUUUCAGCUUCCUGUGACUCACGGCAAAUACAGCAGAAAAGAAAAGCAGUGAACUGUCCCAUUUCCAUCCUCUCCAGGGGCCGCAGGCUUCCGUGCAUCCCCCUGACCGUCAUGCCACUUAGAUCCAUGUACAAUAGAGGUCAUGUAAAAAACAUACAGAAAUCCCUGCAAGGUAACGUAACCGGUGUUCUUCCCAGCAGGACUGUCCCUUUCUGUCACGGCUCGGGCUCGCCGUCCCGGUGGAGGUGGGAAGGAUGCUACCGCACCUGCACUUUGAAUUCUCGCUGAUUUUUUUUUUCUCUUUUCUCUUUCUCACCCUCAUCACGGUUUUGUUUUUUCAUGGAUGUUGGAGGUUCCCCCCGGUCCCCGGCUGGACGCGUCUGUCUCGCCAGCGUCCCCUCUCCGCUUCUCCGGGAUCUGCUCUCCAACACGGUCCUUUGUUUUUGUGGCCGCGUGCCCCUGUUCUCAGCUGUUGCUGCUGGUACUUUUUAAAUUUUGUUUACAGAAUGAUUUUUAAACUGUCCAAUGAAGUAGUGUUAACCUCAGAUAGGAGAAAUGUGAACGAAUAAAAUCCAUCAACUACUCCA